AUGACAAGAAAUUAUAGUGAUAAUAAUAAUGAUAAUGCUGAUAAUGACAAUGCUGACAAUAACAAUGCUGACAAUGACAAUGACAAUGACAAUGACAAUUUGGACAAUACAGAUUGGACUGUGCUGAUAUACCGGUCGGUACCGGUUAUCAACAAUGCCUGCGCUACCCAGGCUAUACUGAGUGUUCUGAUGAAUAUUAGUAGCGGAGGGGUCAACCUAGGACCAACACUUCAGGAUUUUAAAGAGUUCUGUUCCUCCUUUGAUGCUGGGAUGAAAGGGUUGACUCUCUCUAAUUCAGAAUCUAUCCGCACUGUUCACAAUUCCUUCUCCAGACAGACCCUGUUUGAGUUUGAUUCUAAGAAACCGGAUAAAGAUGAUGAUGAGAUAUUUCACUUUGUCAGUUAUGUACCUAUUGAUGGACGAAUCUAUGAGCUUGAUGGACUGAAGGAAGGACCAGUGGACCAUGGACCUGCAGGAGAGAAUUGGACUGACACUGUAAGACCAAUAAUUGAGCAAAGGAUGCAGCGGUAUAAGGAGGGAGAGAUUCAUUUUAACUUGAUGGGUGUCGUGGAGGACAAAAUACAGAAAUAUACCAGGCUUCUUGAGGCUGGAGGUCCUGAAGUAUCGAGGCUGGAGAUGAUGUUGUCUGACGAGGAAGCCCGUAGAUCAAGGUCUCUAGCUAGCAGGGGUGAAUUGCUACCGAUCUACGAAAAGGCUAAAGAGAAAACAGCUGCCCUUGAUCAGAUGAAGAAACAGAAAAAAGCUGCUAAUUAA
Molecule: messenger RNA, 774 nt
Organism: Eurytemora carolleeae
Lineage: Eukaryota; Metazoa; Arthropoda; Copepoda; Calanoida; Temoridae
Product: ubiquitin carboxyl-terminal hydrolase isozyme L5
Exons: 9
Coding region: 1-774 (257 amino acids)
Biological process (GO): protein deubiquitination; ubiquitin-dependent protein catabolic process
Cellular component (GO): cytoplasm
Molecular function (GO): cysteine-type deubiquitinase activity
Source: RefSeq, a predicted model, not a curated record